AUGUUUAAGCUUUUAUCACGUCCGGCCAAUGUUAGGUCAAUAUAUCUACUAAAUCAAUCAAAGGUCACUACUAUACGUGGGUUACAUCAUACAAGAAGGAUAAGGCAAGCUACAGCCGCAUCGAAAUCCCCUUCAGAGACUAGUGAGUCUACUCUGGCUACUGACUUUUCCAGAUCAAAUAUAUUCGUCCAUAGGUUGCCUGAGUCGACAGCUGAACAAUCUCCAUUAUUGGUAUCCUUACACAGCAGACUCAAUUUAAGUCCUCAAUUCAAAUUGAGUACCCUAUCCCAAUGUCUCAAUAUGGUGAAAACUUCAAGUCAACAGGGAGAAGGACUAGCAAACAAUUUUGGCUUGAACACCAUUGGAAAAACCUUGUUGAGUUAUUAUGUCACUGAAUAUCUCUUGUUACAUUAUCCUCGAUUACCCAUGGCUAUACAUAACGCUGCUGUUGAUUCAUUAAUGGGAGUAGAAACAUUGUCAAGUAUUGGAAGAGCGUCAUUUGGUAUUGAAGUUGAUUCUGUUUCCAAGUUGGAUCGUUUCUUGGGUCAAGAAUCGGAAUUUAUAAAGUAUGGAAGAUUGAGAUUUAUGACUAAUGAAGAAUUGGAAAAUAAAGUCAAGGUUGAUGGAAUUGAAGAAGUUUUGGGCGAUACUGGUAAAAACAGUUUAUUGAAACAAGAAGAUAUUGCCUAUGCUUCAGCAGUAAGGUCAAUCAUUGGUGGAAUAUACACGCAUUGCGGUGAAGCAGCAGCUAAACAAUUUAUCAAUGAUCACAUCUUGUCAAGAAAAUUACCCUUGGAGCAAAUGUUUGAAUUUGAUAAACCAAUUGCCGAAUUGAUUAGGUUAUGCGAUAAAUUGGAGUUUAAAGAACCGGUCAAGAUUAGACUAAUUGCUGAAACUGGUAGAAAAUCGGCCCAUCCUCAAUUCUUGGCCGGUGUAUUUGUAGGCAGUGAUAAAUUGGGUGAAGGUAUUGGAUCGAGUUUGAAAGAAGCACAAAUAAGAGCCAGUAUUAAUAGUUUGUUGGGUUAUUAUUUGUAUUCCCCCAUCAGUGCUGAUGGAAAUCAAGUCAAGGUGCCAAGUGAUGGAGAGUAUAAGUUUGAAGGAGUUGUGGAUGGUGGAGAAGUUGCUAUAUGA
This is a messenger RNA of Lodderomyces margitis, 1131 nucleotides long. RefSeq names its product mitochondrial 54S ribosomal protein mL44 (gene MRPL3). The transcript has a single exon. Gene Ontology annotation, molecular function: ribonuclease III activity; double-stranded RNA binding. Lineage: Eukaryota; Fungi; Ascomycota; Pichiomycetes; Serinales; Debaryomycetaceae. The coding region runs from base 1 to 1131 and encodes 376 amino acids. The record is from RefSeq and is a predicted model, not a curated record. Gene Ontology annotation, cellular component: nucleus. Gene Ontology annotation, biological process: primary miRNA processing; regulation of gene expression; rRNA processing.